Messenger RNA from Arvicola amphibius (Eurasian water vole), 876 nucleotides. It is a transcript of the gene Popdc3, whose product is annotated as popeye domain containing 3. Gene Ontology annotation, molecular function: cAMP binding. The transcript is spliced from 3 exons. The coding region runs from base 1 to 876 and encodes 291 amino acids. Gene Ontology annotation, cellular component: sarcolemma. The record is from RefSeq and is a predicted model, not a curated record. NCBI's taxonomy places the organism in Eukaryota, Metazoa, Chordata, Mammalia, Rodentia, Cricetidae.
AUGGAUAAGAAUUCAAGUUUGUGGAAGAGCCUGGUGGCUGAGCACCCAGUCUGCACGGCCUGGAAGCAAGAGGCCGAAGGCGCCAUUUACCACCUCGCCAGUAUCUUGUUUGUAGUAGGUUUCAUGGGCGGCAGUGGGUUCUUCGGGCUCCUUUAUGUCUUCAGUCUGCUGGGGCUGGGUUUCCUGUGUUCCGCGGUCUGGGCGUGGGUAGACGUCUGCGCUGCUGACAUAUUUUCCUGGAAUUUUGUGCUGUUUGUGAUCUGCUUCAUGCAGUUUGUUCACAUUGCAUAUCAAGUUCACAGCAUAACGUUUGCCCGAGAAUUCCAGGUGCUGUACAGCUCGCUUUUCAAGCCCCUCGGGAUCCCUUUGCCCGUCUUCAGAACGAUUGCUCUCAGCUCUGAAGUGGUUUCUCUGGAAAAGGAACACUGUUAUGCCAUGCAAGGGAAGACGUCUAUUGAUAGACUCUCCAUGCUUGUCUCCGGAAGGAUCAGAGUGACGGUUGAUGGCGAAUUUCUGCACCACAUCUUCCCCUUUCAGUUCCUGGAUUCUCCAGAGUGGGAUUCUCUAAGACCCACAGAGGAAGGCAUUUUUCAGGUAACCCUCACAGCAGACACUGACUGUCGGUAUGUGUCUUGGAGGAGAAAGAAACUAUACCUGCUCUUCGCUCAGCACCGCUACAUCUCCCGCCUGUUUUCUGUGUUGAUUGGCAGCGACAUUGCGGAUAAACUCUAUGCCUUGAAUGACAGGGUAUACACUGGGAGAAAACAUCACUAUGAUAUUCGGUUACCCAACUACUAUCAAAUGUCAAGUCCAGACUUGUCCAGAUCACCCCUAACGGAACAGUUCCGCAAUUCCAGACAACACUGUAACAAAUGA